Molecule: messenger RNA, 274 nt
Organism: Camelina sativa (false flax)
Lineage: Eukaryota; Viridiplantae; Streptophyta; Magnoliopsida; Brassicales; Brassicaceae
Source: RefSeq, a predicted model, not a curated record
ACAUGCAAUGGUUAUUACUGUGAGGAUUUUAAACCAAACUCAAGCAACAAGCCGAAGAUGUGGACAGAGAAUUGGACUGGUUGGUACACAGAGUUUGGAGGUGCUGUACCAUACAGACCAGUCGAAGAUAUUGCAUACUCUGUUGUACGAUUCAUAGCAAAAGGAGGUUCCUUCGUCAACUAUUAUAUGUAUCAUGGAGGAACAAAUUUCGACAGAACAGCCGGUGAGUUCAUGGCUUCAAGCUAUGACUACGACGCUCCUCUUGAUGAAUACG